GUCAGGAGAAGUUUGCGCACUGCUCACAGCUGAGGGAGAGAAGGCAGGCGCCUGGAAGAUGAACGCUGUGGCUUGAGUUCCAGAGUCUGGAGCACCUGAGAAUUUCCUUCGCUUCUACUGAGCUGUGCCCAGCCGUCCAGCGCCAGUAUGCGAAGAAUUAAAAAAUCAAGUUCGAGAGGAAAGAUGUCCUUCUCACUUAAUCACUGGUGCUUCAUACUGUUCAUCUUUUUAUGCCAACCAGCCCUGGUCCUCCCCAACACUUCAAAUGACACCAGUCCAACCGGGGAGCCCGAGCCCUUUCUGUACGUUUUAGGACGAAGGAAAAUGAAGGAUGCCGAGUCCAAGUGCUACAAACGCAUGCAACUGCUGCCCCCAUACCAAGGAGAAGGUCUGUUUUGCAACCGCACCUGGGACGGAUGGCUGUGCUGGGACGACACACCGGCUGGGGUGACAUCCCACCAGCACUGCCCCGACUACUUUCCGGACUUUGACCCCACAGAAAAGGCUUCAAAAUACUGUGAUCAAAACGGAAUUUGGUUUGAAGAUCCUGAGAGGAAUAAGACCUCCACUAACUACAGUAUGUGUAAUGCUUUCAGUGCUGAGAAACUGAAGAACGCUUACAUUCUGUACUACCUGGCUAUCGUGGGCCACUCUGCUUCUCUUUCCACUCUGUCGGUUUCACUGGGAAUUUUCGUGUGCUUCAAGUACUUCAGCAUUUUGGCACUGCUUAAUACUGUUACUUUUCCUCCCAGGAGCCUCAGCUGCCAGCGGGUGACUAUACACAAGCACAUGUUUCUGACCUACAUCCUGAAUUCCAUCACUGUUCUCAUCCACCUGAUUCAAGUGGUGCCCAACGAGGAGUUCGUGAGCAUGGAUCCGCUGAGCUGCAAGGUUUUGCACUUUAUCAACCACUACUUGAUGUCCUGCAACUACUUCUGGAUGCUGUGCGAAGGGAUCUACCUGCACACACUCAUCGUGGUGUCCGUGUUCACUGAGAAACAGCGCAUGAAGUGGUACUAUCUCCUGGGCUGGGGUUUCCCCAUGGUGCCAACUAUCAUCCAUGCCGUUACCAGGACCCUGUACUUCAAUGACAACUGCUGGCUGAGUGCGGAGACCCACCUGCUGUACAUCAUCCACGGCCCGGUCAUGGCAGCACUGGUGGUCAACUUCUUCUUCCUGCUCAACAUCAUCCGCGUGCUCGUGAAGAAGAUGAAGGAAGCCCAGCAGCCCGACUCCUACAUGUACCUGAAGGCGGUGAAGGCCACUCUGUUCCUGGUGCCCCUGCUGGGAGCCCAGUUCGUUGUGUUUCCCUGGAGGCCCAACAACAAGGUGCUUGCCCAGAUCUACGACUACCUGAUGCACUCUCUGAUUCACUUCCAGGGAUUCUUCGUCGCCGUGAUUUACUGCUUCUACAACAGCAACGUCCAAGCUACCCUGCAGCGCCAGUGGAUCCAAUGUAGCAUCCAAUGCGACCAGCGCUACGGGCGCCGCAACAACAGGCGCCCCAACAACAGGCGCCCCAACAUCAAUGCCGCUGCCGCUGCAGCUGCUGCUGCCGCUGCCGCUGAGGCCGAGGCUGAGCCCGGCAGUGGUCUCCCCAUUUACAUCUGCCACCAGGAGCCCAGGAACAACGAAGUUGCCAUCAACCCUGGCGAGGAGAUCUCUGAGGUCAUCCCCAUGGAAGUGGUGGAAGUGGUGGAGCAGGAAACAAGCGCUUAAAUGUGAAGCCAAUAGAGCAUCGUGAUCUCUGAGCCUCCAUGUCCUGGGAGAAAAACCAACCUAGUGUUUAAAGUGAUCCCCAUCCUCCCAGGAGCCAAACAUGUCAUCUGUGAAGAAUCAUUAAGUAAUUUUGUCCAUAGUGAAGCUGAAGAAUAUUCUUGGUACUAUUGCCAUGGGAGACAGGCUAGGAAUGGAGUCUCCCACUGCAACACUUGUGAAUCCCAUCUUCCAUCCAGUGCUGAAAUGCAGGUGUAAUGCAUGCAAAGUAUCCAAGACAAACACAGUCGAAUUGACCUAGUUCAG
Messenger RNA from Phyllostomus hastatus (greater spear-nosed bat), 2022 nucleotides. RefSeq names its product calcitonin receptor (gene CALCR). The record is from RefSeq and is a predicted model, not a curated record. Gene Ontology annotation, biological process: adenylate cyclase-activating G protein-coupled receptor signaling pathway; positive regulation of cytosolic calcium ion concentration; cell surface receptor signaling pathway. The transcript is spliced from 14 exons. NCBI's taxonomy places the organism in Eukaryota, Metazoa, Chordata, Mammalia, Chiroptera, Phyllostomidae. Gene Ontology annotation, molecular function: amylin receptor activity; calcitonin receptor activity. Gene Ontology annotation, cellular component: axon; plasma membrane. The coding region runs from base 148 to 1719 and encodes 523 amino acids.